GUGUAGCUUGGAGUCUAGGUUUGGAUCCACUGACAAACUUGACGUACAAGCAGACGACUCGGUCUCUACUCGCUCAGAACAGUGACAGAGCUGUCAGAAUGGCUGAAACUGUGCCGGCGGGGAUACACGUCCGCUUUGUUGAUGACAUUGCAGUCCUGUGGCUGAAUGAUGGUGAGAACCGACUGAACAUAAACUCUGUGCGUGCUAUGAAUGCCGCCUUGGACCAGGUCGAAAGCAAUGAAUCCACCAAAGCCCUGAUUAUCACCGGCGUGGGCAAGUACUUCAGCUGUGGACUUGAUCUAGAUUGGUUGAGCAAGCAAGACACCACAACUGUGACGACCUUCUUUGAAUUGUUUGAUACUUUUAUGGACAGAGUGUUGGUCUACCCAAUGCCCACUGUGGCAGCCCUCAAUGGUCAUGCAUAUGCUGCUGGUGGAUUUCUUGCCAUGGCUUGUGACUAUCGCAUCAUGAGGACGCAGCGUGGUUGGUUCUGUUUCCCUGAGAUCAACAUCAAAAUGGCGAUUCAGCCCUCCAUAGCUAACAUGAUCAGGAUGAAGAUACGGGAUAACAUCGUUUUCCGAGACAUGGUGAUGUACGGCCAGAGAGUGACCGGUGAGGAGGCCAAGGAGAAGGGUGUGGUUGAUGAGUGUGUGGACAUGAAGGAUCUGAUGAACACUGCCAUAGCCUUCACCAAGCAACGCAUAGGUGCGGCUGGUUUUGACAGGACGAUUGUUUACCAGAUGAAGCAUAAUUUGUACGGGAUUAACAUUGAGAAGAAACCAAGAGAUAUCGCUGCUGCUGCUGACGGUAAGGGCAGAAUGCAGGAGCGAUUCAAGCACGCCCACAAGGCAAGGCUGUGAACAUGACUACCCCAAGAGCUGUGGUUUGUAAAACCGAUUCUUGGACUUGGAUGAUUGGACCUGGGUACGUAACUUCUGAAACUGGGCUCCUAACUUGAAAAGAUAAACUGAAAAAUGGAACCAGAAAAUGACUUGUGGUUGAUAAUUUGUUGGAGAUGCCAAAGUUGAUGGAUUCAAUCAGUUAUAAGCUGGUAAGGAUUUUCACCACCUGUUGUUCAUGCAUGGAGGCCUUACUGCAGCGAAGGUUGAUGCAUGAAGUUGGAAACAUCAGUUGAAAUUGUUUGUUGCUAUCACAUGCAUGUAUUAAGAAGUGUCAAGUGUGCAAAGAAUGAAUUAGAAUAUGUUUGCUUAAAACUGCCAACCGAUUUUCUUCAGGAUAAUUUUAGCGUAAAUUGGAAUGCGCUCUAAAUCGUCAGUUUAGUGUUUCCUUAGUGUUUGCUUUGAAGAAAGUACGACAAUGAAUUUGUAAGUGUUUACAUUCAAAUGUAGUCGCCAGCGAAGACGCUGAAGAGUACAUCAUUUUGCUUAUGCUAGAGGCUAAGAACGCAUGCAAUUAUUUUUAUCAAUUUUCCGUUGGAAUUAAAAAAAACAAACUAAGACAUGCCAUUCUGAGAAAAAGUUAAAUCAAAAAUAAGUUUUCAGAGGUUCAUGUUUCGACGGAAUUCUCAUCAACAAGAAAGAAUAAUAUGACACCUUUAAAAAAAUUCGAAAUUAUGUUGCGAAGAUAGCACUUCAUUUGCUAAGUGCAUAAAAUACAAAUGUGUAUGAUGUGUGCUCAAAAGGUUCUUGAAAAGACCAAAAUCUUGUCGAUAAUGGAAAUACAACAAACAUUCAGACACAGGUCCAUUAAUUAUCAGUUUAAUUUGCAAUGAAUAUGCUUUCAAUAUUAGCUUACAGCUUGUCACCCCAAAAAGAAAAUAAUGUACGCAGAAAUCUUCUUCCCUUCAGUAUGCCAAUCUGUUCAGUGUGAUACAAGUCCUUUUUUUAUUCAAAGAAUGUAAACUAAUGAAAAUACAAAUCUCUAUUUUGUAUUAUUGUUUUAAUUGUUUUAAUAUCAUAAUUAAAUAAACAGAGCUUGAAUAGUA
This is a messenger RNA of Acanthaster planci (crown-of-thorns starfish), 1945 nucleotides long. RefSeq lists its product as uncharacterized. The record is from RefSeq and is a predicted model, not a curated record. Gene Ontology annotation, biological process: fatty acid beta-oxidation. Gene Ontology annotation, molecular function: delta(3)-delta(2)-enoyl-CoA isomerase activity. NCBI's taxonomy places the organism in Eukaryota, Metazoa, Echinodermata, Asteroidea, Valvatida, Acanthasteridae. Gene Ontology annotation, cellular component: peroxisome.